Messenger RNA from Tinamus guttatus (white-throated tinamou), 729 nucleotides. Lineage: Eukaryota; Metazoa; Chordata; Aves; Tinamiformes; Tinamidae. The record is from RefSeq and is a predicted model, not a curated record.
AUGGGGCUGGGGCUGCAUCCGCCAUGUCCUGGCACCGGCUCCCUGCGGCUCCGGCCAGGCCCUGCCCGGACGCGGCUGUGCGGGCCGGUGCUGCAGGUCGCUCACAACAACUACCUGGCGCUGAAGGAAUUCCUGCGCCUCUUCCCUGAGUACGCCAAGAACGAGCUCUUCCUCACGGGCGAGAGCUACGGGGGCAUCUACAUCCCCACGCUGGCCGAGUGGGUCAUGCAGGACCCCAGCCUCAACCUGAAGGGAAUCGCCGUGGGAAACGGCCUCUCCUCCUACGAGAUCAACGACAACUCCCUCGUUUACUUCGCCUAUUACCACGGCCUGCUGGGAACGCAGCUCUGGAAGGACUUGCAGGCCUUCUGCUGCUCCCAAGGGAAGUGCAACUUCCACGACAGCUCCAACCUGAACUGUACGCUCAAGAUGGAGGAAAUGAUCCACAUCGUGGAGGAGUCUGGUCUCAACAUCUACAAUCUCUAUGCCCCGUGUGCUGGUGGUGUCCCUGGAGACGUACGGUAUGAGGGCGACUAUCUCAUCACUCAUGACCUUGGCAACUCCUUCAUCCGGAUGCCAAUGAGGUUCUCCUGGCGGCAGAACCUGUUCCGGAUGCCCGUUGCCCGCAAGAAGGUCCGCAUGGACCCCCCCUGCACCAACUCCACGGCCCCCAGCAUGUAUCUGAACUCGCCGGCGGUGCGGAAGGCCCUGCACAUCCCCGAGCACUGA